AUGCUGUCUUCCGUGUUCGUCAGCUUGCUUUCUAUUGCAGCCACAGAUGCCUACCGCACACCAUUCAACUACACCUCAACCUGUCUCAAUCCACAACCAUUAUCCUGCAAUCUCGGUAGUACGACGGUUGACAAGUGCUGCAGUCCUCAACCAGGCGGUCUGACCCUCGUCACGCAGUUUUGGAGCACUUACACCGGCACAUCUGCCAAGUUACCCGCCAAAAGUUGGGGUGUGCAUGGAUUGUGGCCCGAUAACUGUAAUGGUACCUAUGAGCAGUAUUGCAGUGCAGCACGCAACAUUUCAGGUCCUCAAACCAUUCAAUACUUGAUGAGCCAUGGUCGUUCAGACUUGCUGACACAGAUGAAUAAUGUUUGGAUCAAUCAAGGUCUCACCAAUGAUGAUCUCUGGGCUCAUGAAUUCGCAAAGCAUGCGACCUGUACCAGUACGUUUGACUUGGAUUGCUAUGCACCACUCUAUGCGGCCAACACUUCUGCUGCUGCCAAAGCAAAUGGCGGAGCAGGCGAAGGAUUGGAUGUCGUGGACUACAUGGAGACGACCUUGAAUUACUUCACCUCGCACCCGACGUACGAGUGGCUCGCGCGAGCAGGCAUCACGCCCAGUAACACCACAACGUACUCACUCUCGCAAAUUCAAGCUGCUAUUCGCAAUGCGACAGGAGUGAAUGCUUUUGUUGGCUGUAACAGGAAUGCCGCCAUGAAUAACACGCGAGAUGUCUUUUCCGAGAUGUGGUACUAUGGUCAUGUCGAAGGACGCGUGCAAGAUCUUGACUUUGUGCCCGUUGACUCCAACAAAUUCGGCAACUCGACGUGUGUCUCUUCUGGCAUCACCUAUCCCCUUCGCGGUAAGGGAGAGACCAAGGAUCUGAUCACCGGCCGCGUCUACUAG
This is a messenger RNA of Protomyces lactucae-debilis, 906 nucleotides long. Its product is annotated as ribonuclease T2-like protein. Gene Ontology annotation, molecular function: ribonuclease T2 activity; RNA binding. The transcript has a single exon. Gene Ontology annotation, biological process: RNA catabolic process. Gene Ontology annotation, cellular component: extracellular region. The record is from RefSeq and is a predicted model, not a curated record. Bases 1 to 906 code for a protein of 301 amino acids. Lineage: Eukaryota; Fungi; Ascomycota; Taphrinomycetes; Taphrinales; Protomycetaceae.